GACUGAACCCCACAUCAGCUUCUCCCUCACUUUCCAUUUCCCCCCAUCUGAACCUCCGCCGCCGCGCCGCCGCUGCGGCCACCGCCAGAUGGCGUCUCUCGCUUUGACCACUUCCUCCUCCUGCUCCCUCGCCUUCAAUUCCCUCCCUUCUCUCAAAUCCCGCCGCCUCCCUUCUCCCACUCUCAGAUCCGCCGCUCGCCUCUCGUCCCGUCUCCCCUCCCUCUCCUCCUCCGCCUCCGUCGCCGCCGGAGGAAGAUUCUCCUUCUCUCCCCUCGCCACUCCCUGCCUCCUCAAAUCUAAUGCCUCCCCCCGCACCUUCAGAAUCCGGGCUUCCUCCUCCGAAGCUCCAGUUCCCGUUCCCGCGGCGGUGCCCGCGCCAGCCCCGGUGCAGCCAUGGCAAGGGGCGGCGAUGAAGCCGCUGCUGGCCUCGAUCGCUACAGGAGUCAUUCUCUGGUUCGUCCCCGUACCGGAAGGAGUGACCAAGCAGGCGUGGCAGCUCCUCGCAAUCUUCCUCGCCACGAUCGUCGGAAUCAUCACGCAGCCGCUGCCGCUCGGAGCCGUCGCGCUGAUGGGAUUGGGUGCCUCCGUACUGACCAAAACCCUCCCCUUCGCCGCCGCGUUCUCCGCCUUCGGCGACCCGAUCCCGUGGCUCAUCGCGCUCGCCUUCUUCUUCGCCCGCGGGUUCAUCAAAACGGGACUAGGUAACCGAAUCGCGUACCAAUUCGUGUCCCUGUUUGGAUCCUCUUCCUUAGGGUUAGGUUACAGCUUGGUGUUCAGCGAGGCGCUUCUCGCUCCGGCGAUCCCGUCUGUCUCGGCUCGAGCCGGAGGGAUCUUUCUCCCGCUCGUGAAGUCGCUCUGCGUCGCCUGCGGUAGCAAUGUGGGCGACGGGACGGAGCACAAGCUCGGUUCGUGGCUGAUGUUGACUUGUUUCCAGACCUCGGUGAUUUCGUCGGCGAUGUUCUUGACUGCCAUGGCGGCUAACCCGUUGUGUGUGAAUUUGACUAUGAAUACGAUUAAGCAGACGAUUGGGUGGACUGAUUGGGCUAAGGCUGCAUUUGUUCCUGGUCUGGUUUCCCUGCUCGUUGUCCCGUUGAUUCUGUACAUCGUCUAUCCGCCAACGAUCAAGAGCAGCCCUGAUGCGCCCAAAUUGGCCAGGGAGAAGCUGGCAUCGAUGGGGCCGAUGACCAAGAAUGAGAUCAUCAUGGCUGGAACUCUGCUUGUCACGGUGGGUCUCUGGAUAUUUGGUGGCGUGUUGAACAUCGAUGCUGUGACUGCUGCUAUUCUCGGGUUGUCGGUCCUCCUAAUCUCCGGUGUGGUGACAUGGAAAGAAUGCUUAGCCGAGUCAGUAGCGUGGGAUACCCUAACGUGGUUUGCAGCCCUCAUCGCCAUGGCAGGGUACCUCAACAAGUAUGGCCUCAUUUCCUGGUUCAGUCAAACCGUUGUCAAGGUUGUUGGUGGACUAGGGCUCUCAUGGCAGGCGUCGUUCGGCAUCUUGGUCCUCCUCUACUUCUACUCCCACUACUUCUUCGCCAGUGGCGCGGCUCACAUUGGUGCGAUGUUCACCGCGUUCUUGUCCGUGGCUAGCGCCCUGGGAACCCCGCCUUACAUGGGAGCCAUGGUGCUGUCUUUCCUCUCGAACCUCAUGGGAGGACUCACGCACUACGGUAUCGGGUCGGCGCCGGUCUUCUACGGCGCCGGCUACGUCCCUCUGGCCCAGUGGUGGGGAUACGGGUUCCUCAUCUCCAUCGUCAACAUCGUCAUCUGGCUCGGAAUCGGCGGCUUCUGGUGGAAGACCCUCGGCUUGUGGUAAACAAAAAGAAGAGAAAGACAGGAAUUUGUCGAUUCUUUUUGCCAGCCACUAGGUGAGUGGUGGUUUGCUGAGAAUUUGAUUCUUUGGCCUCGUUUUUUUGCUUGAUGAUAUUAUUAUUGGCGGGGUGUAGUUACUAGGUGGUAAAUCGUUGGAAUUGCAAUAUGAGAUUUUGGGAGGAUACGAAUUUGCCAAAUUUUUCAUUAGAGAAGGGGAAAUUUGACAUUUGUUGUAACUCGAGAACCUUUUGACAUUUGUUAGGCCUAUUCAAAAACUGGCUGACUUGCUUUCUUAUGAUGAGUUUGGCGGGAAAAAGUAAGCAAGUGAACAUUUUCCCGAG
This is a messenger RNA of Linum tenue, 2147 nucleotides long. The record is from the annotation of a GenBank genome assembly. Lineage: Eukaryota; Viridiplantae; Streptophyta; Magnoliopsida; Malpighiales; Linaceae.